Molecule: messenger RNA, 2097 nt
Organism: Erigeron canadensis
Lineage: Eukaryota; Viridiplantae; Streptophyta; Magnoliopsida; Asterales; Asteraceae
Product: D-3-phosphoglycerate dehydrogenase 1, chloroplastic
Exons: 5
Coding region: 92-1894 (600 amino acids)
Biological process (GO): L-serine biosynthetic process
Cellular component (GO): chloroplast stroma
Molecular function (GO): NAD binding; phosphoglycerate dehydrogenase activity
Source: RefSeq, a predicted model, not a curated record
CCCACUCUUCAAACUGCGCCCAACAAAAUAAAAUUCCAAAACACACAAAAAAGGGGGUUUCUUUCUUAAACUACCACCUAACUAUCCAACAAUGGCGGCUUCAUCGACAUCAUCGUCAUCAGCUCUGUUAACCCACAAAACCCCAUUAUCCCAAACCUCCCUUUCGUCUCUCAAAUACAGACUCCCAGUCUCACUCUCCUUCACGCGCCACCACAACUCCUCACGUACCUUCAUAGUGUUAUCAUCGUCAUCGAUAAAUUCAAAACCGACAGUUUUAGUAGCGGAAAAGCUAGGUGCAGCGGGGCUAGAUCUACUAAAAGACUUUGCAAACGUUGACUGUUCAUAUAAUUUGAGCCCAGAAGAACUGUGUACAAAGAUAUCAUUAUGUGAUGCUUUGAUUGUUAGAAGUGGGACUAAAGUUAGUAGAGAAGUGUUUGAAAGUUCAGGGGGGAGAUUGAAAGUUGUUGGAAGAGCAGGGGUUGGAAUUGAUAAUGUGGAUCUUGGUGCUGCGACAGAACAUGGGUGUCUUGUUGUGAAUGCUCCGACAGCUAAUACUGUUGCGGCGGCUGAACAUGGGAUUGCUCUUUUGACUUCUAUGGCUAGAAAUGUUGCACAGGCUGAUGCUUCUAUUAAAUCUGGGAAAUGGCAGAGGAACAAAUAUGUGGGUGUAUCACUUGUUGGCAAGACUCUUGCGGUGAUGGGUUUUGGAAAGGUAGGUACUGAAGUUGCCAGACGCGCUAAGGGUCUCGGUAUGCAUGUUAUUGCCCACGACCCUUAUGCACCAGCUGACCGUGCUCAUGCUAUAGGAGUGGACUUGGUGAGUUUUGAUGAAGCCAUCUCAACAGCCGACUUCUUGUCACUCCACAUGCCCCUCACUCCUGCUACAUCAAAGAUCUUGAACGAUGAGAAUUUCGCAAAGAUGAAAAAAGGAGUUAGAAUAGUCAACGUUGCUCGUGGUGGAGUCAUAGAUGAAGAUGCAUUAGUCAGGGCACUAGAUGCUGGCAUUGUAGCACAGGCUGCACUUGAUGUUUUCACGGUAGAGCCACCACCAACUGAUAGCAGGUUGAUACAACAUGAGAAUGUAACUGUUACUCCCCAUCUUGGUGCUAGUACCAUGGAAGCUCAGGAAGGAGUGGCUAUAGAAAUUGCUGAAGCCGUUGUUGGAGCUCUAAAAGGUGAGCUUGCUGCUACUGCGGUGAAUGCUCCCAUGGUUCCUGCGGAGGUUCUUACAGAACUGAAGCCUUAUGUGACACUUGCUGAAAAACUCGGAAGGUUGGCUGUACAACUAGUAGCUGGUGGAAGCGGAGUGAAAUCUGUAAAAGUCUCUUACGCUUCUGCCCGAGCACCUGAUGAUCUUGACACAAGACUACUCCGAGCCAUGGUCACCAAAGGUCUAAUCGAGCCCAUCUCCAGUGUUUUUGUCAACUUAGUGAAUGCAGAUUUCACUGCCAAACAAAGAGGGGUUCGCAUUAGUGAAGAAAGAGUGCUCUUAGAUGGCUCACCCGAAAGCCCACUCCAGUCCAUCCAGGUCCAGAUUGCCAAUGUUGAGUCAAGGUUUGCCAGUGCAAUCUCCGAGUCUGGGGAGGUCACGGUGGAAGGCAAGGUCAAGGAUGGAGUUCCACAUUUGACCAAAGUCGGAGCUUUUGAAGUUGAUGUGAGUUUAGAAGGGAACAUUAUUCUUUGCAGGCAGGUUGACCAACCGGGUAUGAUUGGAAUCGUUGGAAGCAUACUUGGUGAAGAGAAUGUGAAUGUGAGCUUCAUGAGUGUUGGAAGGAUUGCACCACGAAAGCAAGCCAUUAUGGCGAUUGGUGUGGAUGAGCCACCAAGCAAAGCGGCUCUAAAAAGGAUUGGGGAGAUCCCUGCGGUUGAGGAGUUUGUUUUCCUAGAUUUGUAGUGUGCUUUUUAGUAAACUCAAUUGGUGGUGGACUGGUUUUGGUUUAGAUCCCAGUUUUGAUGAGAUUGGUGUUGCCAAAGGGAAAUAAUUUUGGGUUUGUAUUUUUGUUGUGAUUGUUGUCCUUCAUAUGGAAUGCUGCACUUGAGUUGUAUGCUUUUAUUAAGUUGCUAUGCUACUUUAUGAAAGUUGAAGGUUUUUAUUCA